Cherax quadricarinatus is the source of this 703-nucleotide messenger RNA. NCBI's taxonomy places the organism in Eukaryota, Metazoa, Arthropoda, Malacostraca, Decapoda, Parastacidae. The record is from RefSeq and is a predicted model, not a curated record.
CACGUACAUGUACGACGAUGACGUGGGUGACGGAGUGGAUGACGGAGCGGCAGUGUCAGCAGCACAGGGUUGUCUGGGCCCGCCACACCACUGGUAUGAUGAACCUCCAUACGAGUCUGACCCUGAAGACUUCCUCAUCGCCAAGGACACCUUCAGAGAGCCAUACGUGGGCAGCUUGCGUGUAGUGAUGAACGAGGAAGAUAUUAUCUCCCUGAGAACAGCUGGUGAUAUCUCUGUACCUCGUGACGUCACUAAGACCGCCCACACCCACUGGGCGGUAGGAGGCCCAGGGUUUGCCUUCCGCAGCCCCGCCCACCGCCACCCCACCCACACCCACUGGCCCGAGGCUGCUUACCAGAGUGGGCGCUGCGUGCCCACCUACGCCCAGCCCGUGUACGACAACGUACGUCUGAUUAACGUGCCUGCCGGUAGACCUGAGCGUCCGCGCCGACGGGAACCCGAGUACCACAAUGUAGACGCGUUGCGUGGGGGCGGUCGCCGCCCACGCCGCCCACUCCUGCGGGAGAGCGGCGGAGACUACGCUUCUGAUGUACACAGCGUCACCUCCCGACUCUCCAACGUGUCGGUGGAGACCAACCGAUCAGACCCCACCGACCUUCGUCUCUCCAAGUACACGGUGAGUGCACUCCACUCUCUCUGUCCUGCAUCCCUCCAUCUGUCUUCCUAACGUGUGUUCACCUAU